Molecule: messenger RNA, 766 nt
Organism: Eremomyces bilateralis CBS 781.70
Lineage: Eukaryota; Fungi; Ascomycota; Dothideomycetes; Eremomycetales; Eremomycetaceae
Exons: 1
Source: RefSeq, a predicted model, not a curated record
AAUUAGUACGGGGUGUCUUGGUACGAGAAUGAAAGCGCUGAGGGAAAAUAACUUUUAAAACCCCCCCUAACUAGAAGCCUGAGAAUUCCCAGGACGCUUUACCAGCAUCUUUAGUUAUUGGGAGAUUGGACUUCGAAUUAUAGCUUGCUGGAUUGCAAGGUCGCCGCAGCGGAAGCUGCAGUGGAAACUUCUCUGUCAGACCCAUCGAUUGAAUGACAAGUUCAUCGAGUACGACGUCGAUACGCGUUGGAAUUCGACCCGACGAAUGCUGAGAGAUGGACUGGGUGCAAAGCAACAGAUUCAAAAGUGGACCGACCAUGAAAAACGUCUUCCACCUUUUACGAUCGAAGAUUGGGAUUUUCUUGAGCAAAUUGAGAGCAUCCUUGCAAAGUUUGACGAGUGUACUCUGGUUGUUUCGGAGCGUCCGCCGCGGAUCAGUUUGGCGAUAUCGAUCUACUAUAAGCUGCACGACAUUUUACAUGAUGUCGCUUCUAGAGAAGGAGAGUUUUCAGGUCUUCAUCCGGAUAUUGUGGCAGCUAUGUCCCCAGAUCUACAGAAGUUCCAGGAGUAUUGUGAUCUCAUGGAUGGGCAGGAUACGUACUCGGUCGCUCAAGUGCUUGAUCGGCGGUUCAAAACACUACUACUUGAAAAUGAGUUAGGAGAAGCAACGGCUUAGGAUGUAGUUAAGAACAUAGAAGGCUUGUUACAUGAGUAAUAUUCAUCAACAGCAGAGCAGCCCGUAUCCGCUGAGGGUAAUAGAAGGAAG